This is a messenger RNA of Carassius gibelio (silver crucian carp), 1305 nucleotides long. RefSeq names its product gastrula zinc finger protein XlCGF49.1-like. Gene Ontology annotation, biological process: regulation of transcription by RNA polymerase II. Bases 16 to 774 code for a protein of 252 amino acids. Gene Ontology annotation, molecular function: DNA-binding transcription factor activity; RNA polymerase II cis-regulatory region sequence-specific DNA binding. Lineage: Eukaryota; Metazoa; Chordata; Actinopteri; Cypriniformes; Cyprinidae. The transcript is spliced from 2 exons. The record is from RefSeq and is a predicted model, not a curated record.
AAGUUCUCUGGCACCAUGCCGGAUUCCCAGUGUGCAGCGUUUGGCUGCGGAAAAAAUAUCACUUUCAAGUCCAUGAGUUUGCCUACCAAUGAUCUAAUGGAGGAGAAAAAGCAUCAUGUCGAAACUGGAGAAGAAAUUCUCUCACAGACUGAAAGUAUUACUUUACUGAAAAGAAGAGGCAAGAAAGGUUUUGCCUGCACUCAGUGUGGAAAGAGUUUCACAUACAAACAGAGUCUCAAAAGACACAUGAACAUCCACACUGGAGAGAAACCAUACACAUGUGAUCAGUGCGGGAAGAGUUUCACUCAAUCGUCAAACCUUAAGAUGCACAUGAACAUCCACACUGAAGAGAAACUGCAUGAAUGUGAUCAAUGCGGAAAAACAUUUGCAUGGGAUUCAAGCUGGAUUAAUCACCUGAAAGUUCAUUCAAAUGAGAAACCACAUUCAUGUUCUUUGUGUGGAAAGAGUUUUUCUCAACUGCAGAGUUUAAAACUACAUCAGAAGAUACACGCUGGUGUAAAAGAUUAUAUGUGUUUUGAGUGUGAGAAGACUUUUAGUACAGAUAAAGAUUUGAAACGGCACCAGAGGAUACACACUGGAGAGAAACCUUACAAGUGUUCACACUGUGAGAAGAGAUUCAGUCGGUCAACACAUCUGAAAUCACACGAGAGGAUUCACACUGGAAGGAAACUGUAUCACUGCACUACAUGUGGGCAGAGUUUCAGUCAUACGUCUUCUUUACGGAGACAUACAAUAAAGAAUCACAUUAAGUAGUUUAUCUCCAGGUCCAGCGUUUUCAAGUGCUACACUGCAUCUCUUCCGUAGCAAUUGAUGUAAAUUAUAUUAUGUUUUAUGAGCUUCAUUUUAUUUUCAAAAUGAUCUUCAAAUGCUUGUAGAUGGUUUUUACAGGUUCAAAAUGUUCCUGUGCACAGAGCUGAAAAAUAGGCUAAUUUAUUUUUAAUUAAAUCUUCACCGUUGUUUUAUUCCAACUGUUUUACAAAGUUGUUUCUCAAAAUACAGGGGUGAGAUUCUGUCUUGUAGGUUUACAUCUGUUCCAUCUUCACUUUUGUUCACUUGAGAUGCUUUGCUAUCUUGUUAGUCAAUGAAGAGAGAAAUUGGUCUUUUACUUUACAAAAUGUUUUAUUUCAAGGAUCGAACUUUUGUUGUCUGCUGAUUUUUCUUGCAUCACGAAUGAAUAAUUUAAUAAUUCUAGUUACAUCUAAAAGCCAUGAAAUUGCUUUUGGGGCUUAAUUACGUUUCUCGAUAAAGCUUUUUAAACUACUUAAUAAACUAUAUUCUCCCUCA